Messenger RNA from Symbiodinium necroappetens, 1038 nucleotides. The record is from the annotation of a GenBank genome assembly. Lineage: Eukaryota; Dinophyceae; Suessiales; Symbiodiniaceae.
AUGGCUGCGUCUCAUGCUCCAAUCUCUGCAAAUGCCUGCUGCACGUUUCAGGACUUGGCAAACAUGCAGGUCCUGAAUGUUGCGCUGGGGUACUGCAAUGGAGCUUCCCUGACGUCGCUUCGUCAGGCGAGUCCAGGCCUGGCUGAGGCAGUUCCUUCCUCGUCGCUUUUGUGGCAGGACCUCUUAAGGGGAAGUUCGGUGGUGCUACAGGGCAAAGCGCCUUCCAUGCUCAAGGCUCAGCGCUUGGGUGUCCUGUCAGAGAGAUGCCGUGUCCGUGACCGUGGCGUGGAGGCAGAUGCACCAAGCUCGACAGCAAUCAGCAAGCAAAGCCGAUACCGCCUUAUCGUCACUGGGGCGCGCGGGAGUGGGAUCUCGACGCUGGUCAGGCUGCUUUCGCGCCGAAACUACGAGCAAACGGAUGCGAGCAAGGACAUGUCGGUGUACAGCUUCGCGGCCGAGCUUGAAAACGUGCUGCUGCCAGUGUCAGUGGUGGACAAACGAAGCACGGUGAGAGGCACCCCCCUGUCAGCAGCCCUGUACAGCGGCCACACGGCUGCACUCUUCGUUUUCGACGCGGGCCGGAUGGAGGACUCGCUUCCCAAAGCUGCAUGGUGCAUCGAGGAGCUUCGGCAGACAGUCGGCCCAAAGAAGUUUCGGCUGAUGCCAAAGUUGUUGGUUUGCCACAAGGCUGACCUCAUGGCUGCAGAAGGGCCCAUGGAUGCCGAUGCUCGUGCCGCAUGCCUUCCGGCCAUGUGCCAAGCACUGCAGGCGACCUAUGGCAUGGACUUGGUCUUCACUUCGAGGGACGACCCACCAUCAGCGGAGCUUGCUUUCGCCCUAGCUGCGGAAAGGUGGCCGGAAGAAGACCCGGAUGUAGAAAGUCGCACAUUUCCUGUUGGAAGUAGCUUCAACCAGACGCAGCUUCGGCCCACCCGCACCAUCGUGCGGCGCAAUACUGUUGUGAACAUCAACCCUCGGACACGCCGGCCUGAAGAUCUCUUCGAUGAGUUGCUGGCCAGAGUUCCUGUCGCCGAGUGA